Molecule: messenger RNA, 1119 nt
Organism: Penicillium chermesinum
Lineage: Eukaryota; Fungi; Ascomycota; Eurotiomycetes; Eurotiales; Aspergillaceae
Product: hydroxymethylglutaryl-CoA lyase
Exons: 2
Coding region: 1-1119 (372 amino acids)
Biological process (GO): ketone body biosynthetic process; L-leucine catabolic process
Molecular function (GO): hydroxymethylglutaryl-CoA lyase activity
Source: RefSeq, a predicted model, not a curated record
AUGAUGCUGGGUGCAUCAGAGAGCGUGAGAAUCGUGGAAGUUGGCCCACGAGAUGGCCUCCAGAACAUCCGAGAGCAUAUUCCCACGUCGACAAAACUCGAGUUGAUCCAGAGGCUGGAGGAUGCAGGACUGACUGCUAUCGAGCUGACAUCACUGGUGUCUUCGAAAGCGAUCCCCCAGCUUGCGGAUGCACAGGAUGUCCUCGGAAGUCCUCAAAUUCAAAGAGCUUUACAGAAUCCUUUGCUCCGCCUUCCGGUACUCGUGCCCAACGUGCGAGGGCUGCAGACCGCCAUCAGAAACAAUGUAAAAGAGGUUGCGGUUUUUGUUAGUGCGACAGAGGGAUUCAGCAAAGCCAAUAUUAAUUGCUCUGUGGAGACUGGGCUUUCACGAGCGAGAGAGGUCAUUUCUCUGGCUUGCAGAUACAACAUCGCCGUUCGAGGCUAUGUAUCGUGCAUAUUCGAAGACCCAUAUGAAGGUCCUACAGACUCGGCAGCCGUCCUUCGAUGUAUCAAGUCACUUCUCGAUGCAGGCUGCUACGAAGUGAGCCUCGGUGACACCACCGGCAUAGGGCGCCCGACUGACGUUCAACGCCUUCUUGACUAUCUCGUUGGGAAUGGCGUGCCGCUCAAAAAGCUCGCGGGUCAUUUUCACGACACCCGUGGGCAAGCAGCCGCCAACGCAUGGGAAGCAUACCGUCGAGGUAUACGGGUGUUCGACAGUAGCGUUGGUGGACUGGGAGGGUGCCCUUUCGCGCCGGGUGCAAAGGGCAAUGUGGCUACAGAAGACUUGGUCCACAUGUUUCACAGCGCAGGUAUCGAGACGGGCGUUGAUCUACCGAGGCUGAUCGAAACUGCGCAAUGGAUUUCGCACAAGCUGGGCAAGUCCUACUCCGGUCGUGUUGACACCGCACUUGCUAUCAAGAAAGCAAAGGCAUCCUGUGACCAAAGGAAGACACCGCGCAUUUCCGAUUACGGAACGGAGGGCCGUUGGCUUUACCAUGCAAACCUGAGUUUCAAGAUGUCUCCAUUCCGGUGGAGCUUACAGUACCAAGGAGGUGUAGGCUUGGAGGAAAGUCGCUCAGGGUGUUUGGAUAUACGACGGAAAAGUCGAAACUUCUAG